This is a messenger RNA of Oikopleura dioica, 2835 nucleotides long. The record is from the annotation of a GenBank genome assembly. NCBI's taxonomy places the organism in Eukaryota, Metazoa, Chordata, Appendicularia, Copelata, Oikopleuridae.
AUGACUUCGGAUUCGACGAACAACAUUUUUGCGUCUUCGAUGCGGAUCAAAUCGGCCCCAGUGUCUGCUAAGCAGCGAACAAAGCCAAAGAUGAACGGUGUCUUUGAAAUGCCCUCAUCUCGUUCUACCUCCCGCUCGACAGCUAGGAAUACGAAUAGAGGGAAACCAAAGCCUGCUUGGGCACAGCCUGCGGCACCGAAAAAGUCUGAUAAGACACCUGUGAAAUCAGCGAGGCUCGCUCGUCCGAAGAGUCCUGUUUCAGAGCACGAGCAAACUAGAAUAAUUUCCAAGGCUUCAUCAAAUGGCACUCGCUCAACUCCAAGUUCAUCGCCCACGUCUGUUCGCAUGUCCGUAUCUAGGAGCUUCCACAUCAAACAACCCGCGAUGAUCGAUUCAAUCCGGCUUACAGAGGAUACCUUAGAGCUACCGCGAGUGAGUAGUGAAAGUAGCUGCAUCACUGAGUUCGAAAAGCGAGAUCACGCGGCUGGGCGAAUUCAACUUUGGUACCGACAGAGAAAAUUUAACAAAGGAUUGAUGGAAGGACUCAGACGAUUUCUAGAGCAAGAAAGAGCGGAAGCUGCAAGGAGAAAAAAUGCUCGGGGAAUUUUAAGAACUCCUCGAGAACAGACAGUUAAAAAAGUAAAACCUUCUUCGACAAGUAUAAAAAUGACGAGAAAGGAAGCUCCUUCAACAGCUCGUGCGCGCUCCCGCCCUCGACCAAAGAAUGUGGAGCUGACUCCGAAACCAAAGACGGCAAGAGACUACAGUGAAAAUCUUGAUGGCACUCUUUCUGAUAUCAAAUUCUCGGCAAGAAUUGAAUCAAAGAGGCCGCGCUCUCGAGCUUCUUCGAAAAACUCAUUAUCGCCAACUUCCUCUCCUCAAUCAAUAUCGACUCUCUCCAGGCCUGUUUUCUACUCUCCGCGGGAGCCGGAAGUCAAAUUCGCUGCUGAAGUUCCAAAAGCGACAGCAUUAAAAUCCUCGGUGACAAAAUCGCCAAUCAGCUCUGCUCGAUCCAACUCCGUCGAUGACAAACUAAAAGCCCUGAUGAGCGCGCUGACCACUUUAGAAACACCAUCCAAAGCUCCACAAACGCACAUUGAAGUAGGACAGUCAAUUACAGACCUGAAACUGGCGAAUAUGGACCAAGAACUGAGAAUGCUCGAGCAAAAAUCAAAGGCUGCUGGGCACGAUGGCGCUGGGGACAAUCCAGCCUGGAAGAAAAAAGCGGAAGAAGCGGAGAAACUGGGAAACUUAUUCAUCAACGAGACUCAAUUCGAAAAAGAGCAGAUGGAAAAUCAACUGCAAGUGCUUCAUUCUGCGAUCAAACAGAUCAAGGAGCAGUCGGCAGCGAGCCUUGAAAAUCAGGAAAAACUUUUCGCCGAAGAACGGGCUAGGCUGCAAGCAAACUCUUCUCAGCAACAUCAACGACAGCUCAAUUUCAUCGACCAACUUAUCAAGGACAAAGAGCAACUCGCCGAGCAAGUGACGAAACUUGUCGCCAAAAUCGAAAAAGACUCCGCUAAAAGCGAAAAAACGAUCAACGAGAUGAAAGAAAAACAUCAAAUAGAACUUGUAACAGUGAAAGAUAAGCUCGUCUCGGCGGAAAAGAUAAGAAGGGACAAGUGGGUUGAGCAGAAACAAAAAGAAAUCAAGGAUCUGACAGUGAAAGGGCUAGAGCCUGAAAUUGCCAGACUUAUUGCGAGACAUCAGCAGGAGUUGAGAAAUGUUGAAGCUACGCAUAAGGCGGAACUCUUAGCAGCUGACGAAAGAGCAGCUAGAAGAUGGUCGGACCAAACUGAACGAAUGCGCCAAGCCCACGAAGAAGAAAAAGUCCAAAUAUCCGAACGAGAGCGUCAACGAGCCCGAGAAAACCUAGAAAGACAACUUCAAACAAUCGAGCAAGAGAACCAGGUAGCAAGAGACCGGUUAGAGUACGAAAAGCGCUCUGAGAUCGAGCGUCAAGAGGAGCAUCUUGAGUAUUUGAAGGAAUCGCACAAGGCGCAGAUCCGAAACUUGGAGACCCUGCAUGCUGAUAAUAUGGCUUCGAAUGUGGAGGAGUGGAAGGCGAAGUUGAUGAAUAUGCAAAAGCAAAAAGAAGUUGACAUUGAAAUUGAACAACAAAAAGCAGAACAAAGAAUAAACCAGUACAGAGCAGAGCUAGAAAAGGAAUUCGAUGAAAAAUCAAAACAGCUAGAAUCAAAAUUACGAGCCAAAGUCAAAGCUGAACGAGACGCUGAAAUCGAACGCGUUGUCGACCGAGUUGAACGCGAAAUGGAAGAAAAUCGCGAGAACUCAGAAAGAGCUGCAGAAAAUAAAAUCCUUCGCGUGCAAGAAAAGAUGCAAAAAGAAGUCGACCGCGCCGAGGCAGCAGAAAACGAAGCUCUGAAGAAAUAUGCCGAAGCUCGAUCAAAUGUCAACGAUCUCAGCGAACAACUCAUGGCGGAGAGACACAGACUCAAUAUUACAGCUACUGAGUUGGAGCAGAAACAAGAUAGAGUUACAAAACUACUUUCUGAAAGGCAUCGAGUAGAAGACGUCAUCAGAGAAGAAUUCGCAGAACGACUAGUUUUGAUGGAAAAAGAGCUGAAAAGACUGAAACACGAGGCUUCAGAAACUUCAGCGCGGCACAAGCUUCAGCUUCAAGAAAAAGACAAUCUCCGAGAAGAAGAAAUCAGCCAUCUAACUGACCGAAUUCAAAACGCGAUCAAACAACGAGACGAGGAAAACCAGCGCCUUACCAAAGUCGCCGAGCAAGCGCAACGCCGAGCAAACUACAUGGAAGAAAUGCUAGAAAAGCAAAAUGCUCUACUGCGACAAAAGACCGCGAAAAAGUGA